Bacidia gigantensis is the source of this 1164-nucleotide messenger RNA. RefSeq lists its product as uncharacterized. The record is from RefSeq and is a predicted model, not a curated record. Bases 1 to 1164 code for a protein of 387 amino acids. Lineage: Eukaryota; Fungi; Ascomycota; Lecanoromycetes; Lecanorales; Ramalinaceae. The transcript is spliced from 2 exons.
AUGAGUGUUUCUGCAUUGCCUUCAGCAUAUUCAAACACCACGCAGCAGGUAGACUACAGCUUCAAGGACCUGCACCUGCCAUAUUAUCCCCCAAAUGCCGACUGUCAAGACUACAUGAUACCCGUCGCUGUGGUAUGGGACAAACUCCAAUUCAAUGGUACCAAGUUUCAGAACGAUUACGACCUCGAAGACUUCCUAUCUGUGGCUACUACCAGAGAGCCAGGCCCAAAUUACCCCAGCCCGCUUGGGCCCAUCACCAAAGUCAACACAACAUAUCAGAUUGCUGCGUCCUUCUGCAGUCCCAAGGUGUCAUCACCGAAAGAAAAGACUGUGAUCGUAGCCACCCAUGGCAUCGCGCUGGCUAGACAGCACUGGAACUCCGCCUACCGACCAGACGACUACAAUUUUGUACAGCACGCAGUCUCUAAAGGUUACUCAGUCUUCUUCUACGACCGUGUAGGAUGCGGAGCAUCCCAGAAAAUCUCUGGCUACGAAGCGCAAAUUAAUACCGCAAUCUCCGUGCUCCAAUCCCUUACUCGUCUUGUCAAGUCGGGCGCCUAUACCGGCCGCAUCGGCGUCCCCAGCAAAGUCGCCUUGAUGGGCUUCUCUUUCGGCUCUUACACCACCCAUGGCGCAGUCUCCCUAUCUCCAGACCUCGCCGACGCCGUCAUUCUUACCGCCAUCGGCUUCAACAAAACCGGUCUCAAUGUCAAUGGUCUGGUACGGAGCUACGCGAACCGAAUCGCCGCCCAGCAGUCCCCCGCCACCUACGGCGAUAGGGACACUGGCUAUCUAACCUGGGUCGACAAAUACGCACAAAUUAUGAAUUACUUAAAAGCCCCCAACUACGACACCACAGCCAUCGAGUACGCCGAGGCAGGCAAGGAGCCAUACGCAGUGACUGAGUUUUUGACGCUAUUGAGCGGCCCGCAGAAUGUCGAUGGCUACAAAGGCCCAGCGCUGCAUCUAACGGGCGAAGACGAUUACAUCUUCUGCGACGGUUACUGUCCUGGUAUCUUCGAGGAACCAGCUAAGACGAUAUAUAAGAAUGCAAAAUUAGAGCUCGCGUUGCAUCCGGGUGCGAGCCAUAACUUGAAUUUCCACAAGAAUGCCACCGGCGCGUAUGAGGUGAUCACGGGGUUUUUGGAAAGGAGUGGCUUGUGA